Molecule: messenger RNA, 5739 nt
Organism: Mesorhabditis belari
Lineage: Eukaryota; Metazoa; Nematoda; Chromadorea; Rhabditida; Rhabditidae
Source: the annotation of a GenBank genome assembly
AUGGAGAACUACGUACCAGAUGAGGGAGAACAAGAAAUUGAAGCAAAUAGUCCAUUUCCAUCACCAUUCGACGAUGUCGCCUCGAUGAAAGUAAUGGAUGUAAAGAAAAACACGAAAUUCGGGAACAUUAUCGAUUAUGUCAUCAAAUAUUUCCAGGAUGAAAACAAUCGUUUUGUGAUGUUCAAAGGAGUCGGAGAUGGAGCGGAUAAAUGCAUAUCAUGUGUUGAAGUUUUAAAGAAAAGAUACAAGGAUCCAUUUUAUCAAUGGAAUUCAGUCAACUACGGACGAAAGAUUGUUUAUUGGAAUCCAGUUGUCGACGGAUUAGAUAGGCUACGGGUUACGAUUGAUACACCAGUGAUGUUCAUCUUGGUAUCAAAAGAUCCAUUCCCUGAUGAUUUGCGAUGUUUGAGUAUGCAGACAUCAGUAGAUAGACGAUGUCCAUUUGCGGAAAGUCAAGGAGAGAAUCGAUCAAGUAGAGGACCGUCGAGCAGCCAAAAUACACCGAAGAAACCUCUCAAAAAAGCCAACACCGAUAAAUGGAAACGACCCGAUAAAAAAACCCCAGCAGGACGGCGACAAUUGGAGGUGGAAAGUGAUGAAAGAGCCCGUAGUGUCUGCGAUAGAACGCCACAAACAAUGCGCACAAUAGCAGAAUACGGUAGCUGGAAUUCAACAAUUACACCCGAUAUUUUCUCCAAAGGAAAUGCGACAAAAAUCACGGAUUUGCGUGCAAAUGAUAAGAAUAUUCUUUGGGUGGAACAAAAUUUGGAAACGGGACAUGGUGAUUUGUGGUGGAUUGAGAUGGGAAAUGAAGGAAAAAUUGGGAACAUGAAGAGAUUGGCUGAGGGAUAUUCUGCGGGGACAUCGGUUCAUGAGUAUGGUGGCGGAGCUUUGUCAAUUAAUCGAAAUGAUGGAUCACCGAUCAUUUCAACUCCUGAUGGAAUAUUUUGGAUUAAAGAAUUCAAUGAAAUUAAGAAAGUUAUCGAUGGAAAGCAAAAUUCGAUUCGUUUCUCUGACAUGGAUUCUUUUGGAGAUUUUAUCGUGACUGUUGUUGAAAAUCAUCUCAACCCGGGAAAUCCCAAGAAUUUCAUAGCAAUGAACAGAUUAGAUGGAAAUGGAGAAAUGAAAAAUGUUGCUGAAGGAGCUGACUUUUAUGCAGCUCCAAGAAUCAGUAAAGAUGGAAAAUUUUUGACGUGGAUGCAAUGGAAUCACAAUAAUAUGCCAUGGGAUGAGACAUCGAUUUUUGUGGCAGAAAUCACAAGUGAUGGAUUUGUGCAAAAUAAGAGGGAGAUUCUGAGUGGAGUCGGCAAAAAUAUCAAUUACAUGCAACCAUCGUGGUCUGACGAUGGAAAAUUAUAUGUGUUAUCAGAUAAAACAAAUUAUUGGAAUCUUUACGAAGUGAAUGGGUGGAAAAAUGGAGAAUCGUCAGAUCUCAAAACUGUUUACUCGAUCAAUAAAGAGAUUGGCGGUCCAUUGUGGAAACUGGGAGAACAGCACUAUUCAGUUAGAUCGGGGGUAAUCCUAUUCACUGUGGGCAACCAGCUAAAAGUGAAAAUUAAAGAGGAAAUUUCGGAGAUUGUUUUGCCAGAUUACAAUGUUUUCUCUCAGCUUCUUGUAAUCAACAAGUAUUUGAUGUUCUGUUUGGCUCAGGGUUCGAAACGAUCAAGUACUUUGCUUAAAAUUUCAUUUGACGGCACUAAGUAUAUUGGAGAAGCGAUCCGAGAGUCGCGGAGUGCAAAAGAGAUUGAUUCAUAUCCAAUAUCGAUCCCUCGAAUUGUUUCUUAUCAAAAUGAAGGAGAGAUUAUUUCUGGAUGGUUUUUUCCACCAAAAAAUGACAAUUACGAAGCUCCUACCGAAUCCCUCCCACCAGCUAUUAUUCUUGGGCACGAGGGGCCUACAGAGCAAGCUUAUAACGUGUUGGAUUUCAAUCAGCAAUUCUUUACUUCUCGAGGCUUCGCCAUCUUUUUCAUCAAUCAUCGAGGAUCGACAGGAUUUGGAAGUGAUUUCAGAAAAAAAUUGUAUGGUAAUUGGGGUAUCUUUGACCGAGAUGAUAUUAUUGCGGGUGCACACGCAUUGAUCGAUCAGAAAUUGGUGGAUCCGAAAAGAGUUGCAAUUAUGGGGGCAUCGGCUGGUGGAUAUUUAUUGCUAUCUUCAAUUUUGAAAUCGGAAAUCUUUGUGGCGGCCGUCUCAAAUUAUGGUGUUGCUGAUUUGGAGUCAUUGACAAAAGACACUCACAAGUUCGAACUUCAUUAUGUAGAGCAACUUGUCGCAAAAUAUCCCGAUGAGAUUCAAAUUUACAAAGAGAGAUCACCAAUUGAACAUUUAGAGCGUCUCCAUACUCCGAUUGCCUUCUUUCAUGGAAUUGACGAUCGAGUCGUGCCAAAGGAGCAUUCAAUAAGAAUUCAUGAGAUUUUGAAACAGAAAGGAAUCCCAACAGCGAUCAAAUUGUUUCCGGGUGAAGUUCAUGGUUUUGCGGGCUCAAAAGCAAUUCGCGAAUCAAUUGAAGGAGCGUAUUAUUUUCUGUGUCGAGUGAUGAACAUCCAACCAUCGAUCGUUUCAAAUCUUGAAAUCUUCAAUUUGGCUGGAGUCUUCACUUGGACGCCUUCAACGCUCCAAUCAACGCCCGGCUUAAUCGUCGCUGAUUUUGCUCAGCAUUUUGAUCCACUUGCUGCUCCAGAAAAACAACGACUCGACUGGUUCUCAGUGGAUUUAUUCAACGGACCAUCUACCACAAUUCAACCAAAAAGAUCUGUCGAUGUACCAUUUAGAGCAAACUCUCUUUCAUGGUGUGGUGCCGCAUCGGAGGCUCGACCUUAUGGUAUUCUCGUAAUUGGCGGUGAAGGUGGAGCUCUCCAUUUCAUCGACCCGACUGCUUUGAUACAACAUUCACGACUUGAGACGAUUGCUUCUCGAAAGGAUCAUCAGGGACAUGUCCUUGCUACAGAUAUAUCGAAAGACAACAAAUGGGCGAUGAGUGGCGGUGGAACGGGUCAAUUGCUUCUCUGGGAUCUAAAUAAUUUGAGUCAGCCAUUCAGCCCAGGACAACCAUCGUGUCCUGAUCAGGUGAAAUAUAUUAGUUGGAAUGGACAAAUGGAAAGUAUUGUGGCAAGUCUUUCCUCUCAUCGAGCUUCAAUCUGGGAUUUGAGAAAAAAUGGGGCGCCAGUUGUCGAUUUGGCAGAGAUUGGUGGCGGUUGUGAUUGGGCACAGCUGAGCUGGAGUCCAGCUGAUGCAAUGACUCUUUGGACCGCAUCUCAAGCAGAUGCGAAUCCAAUUUUGUGCAAAUGGGACCUUCGUUAUCCAACUUCGCCAGUAAAAGAUCACAAAGUUCAUGGUAAAGGAAUCACCUGCAUCGAUUGGAACCUUGAAGAUUCGCGUUUUUUGUUAACGGCUUCCCGGGAUCAUCAAAUUCUUCUCUCCGAUCCGGAAUCUGGGGAUUCACAUGGGCGUAUUGGAGCAGAAGCAUCUGAUUGGGCAAGGUCGAUGGCGUGGUGUCCAUCAGAACCUGAUCUUGUGGCCGUCCAGUAUUUUCAACACCCGAUUCAAAUUUCUCAUUUACAAGGAUUUCAAGCACUUGCAGAGCAAGAUGAGCAGAAUUUGCAACACUUGGGCGUGGAUCUUUCAUCGAUUCCGACUUGGGUCAGCCGAUCACCCGUUGGCUCAAAAUAUGGACUGGGAUGUCGAUCAGCAAGUUAUCUACGUAAAUGGGACGCAACAUCGAACCAAUGGAAGUAUGAAGUCGAAAUCAAGAAAAUUGAACCAGAUCCACAAAUUCUUCAAAAGGAACAGGAAUUCCAACGAGCAAUCGACUUUCAACAAUUGGCCGGAUUUUGUGAAGAUAAGGCACAUGCGGAAUCUGAACGAGAUAUGCAAACUUUAUGGUUAUUCUUGACUGCCGCAUCAAGCGGCCAAUCAAGAAAGGAGUAUUUGCGCUUGCUUGGAUUUGGUCCUAUGGACGAAAUUCCAUUAAACUCUGUGGCAAAGACAACAACUAGCAUGGAAAAUAUGGACAUACGUGGUCGGAGCGUACUGAGUGCUCACAGUGGGGAUAGCGAGGCUGAAUUAGCUGAAUUAGCAGGCGAUCAACUUCCAUUAGACUUAUCAGCUAUCGAUCACUCAACGUGGUCCACAGUCGGACAUCUAAUAUCUGGUGAUGACGAGAAGGUUUUGAAUCACUUGUUGGAGAAGAAAGAUUUUACGACCGCACUUUUGCUUUAUCGUGAUGAACCGAUGCUGCUACGCAAGGUGGUCAACCAUUAUUUUCAAGAAAAUUUAUCGGCCUCCUCACGCUUACUUGCUUUGUUGGCUACACAUAAAUAUGAACCGCUUGUUAAUCAUGCACAAUCAGCACCUGAGUCCUGGCGCUAUGUUGUGGGCUCAGUGCUAUCAAGAGAAUCUGAUCGUUCAAAAAUGGUUAAAGCUCUGAAGGUGUUAGCUGAUCGAUGGAGACAUGAAAAAUCUACAUCUUUUGUGCAAUCAGCUCUUUGUGCGGUGAUAUCCGGCGAUCCUGAUGGUUUGCUUGGAUCGCUUGAGUCUAAAAAUCUUGAGGAACGAAUAACGGCAGUUCGAGUGUUGACAAGGGCACUUCAUGUUCGAUGUAGUGAUCCGAAAUGGGAGACGUUCGUUGGCACGCAAUGUGGAAGAUUGAUCGAUGUUGGUUGUUUGGAAGCAGCCAUGAAAUUAUUGUCAGAAGCCGAUCUCACUCUGCCGGGUUUGAUCUAUCUUCGUGAUGCACUCAAGAAGACGCUUGGUGGAGUACAGCAACAAGUUUAUGGAGCUCAGCACUAUGGAAAUGACAACAAUUUGACGGCUAUUGGAAGAAGACAAUCGGUGCCUUACCCUCAGCAACAAGCUAAUGUCUACGCACCUACUUCAAAUUUACUCCCCCCUCUUCCGACAGCGCCACCAUCAAUGACCCAGCAACCAAAUUAUGGAAGUUCAAUCUACGGCGCUUCGUCAAACUAUGCUACGAUGCCCACCCCACCAGUUACGAAUCAACCGUAUGGAAAUCCUAAUCUAAUGAUGUCGCAACCUCAAUUUGCUUUGCCACACAAUCAACUGAUGGCACAACGGAGCUACUCACAGUCAGGUCAACCCUCCCUUCAACCAACUGAAGCAGGUCCUCCUCGUUUAUCGGAGGCCCAUGGUUGGAACGAUCCUCCGCCAUUACCAUCGAAGUCCAAUCAACCUCGACCACCUUCCGUAAUGCAGGUUCAAUGGAAGCCAGCUGAAGGAACAGCCCCUGGGCCUAUGAUGGGAAAAUUACCUCCAAUUUCGACCGUAAAUCAAAUGCCCUAUGGACAGGGGAUUUCGCCUGGAUAUAGUCCUGCUAUGGCGGCAGUUGCAUCGUAUGGACAGCCUUCACAGCAAUCUCCUUACCAGGAGCUGAAGUUAACGUUGACACCUGAGGACCAAGGCCUCGUUGAUCGGAUCGUGCAAAUAGCUGACGGCGUCUUGGCAAUGAAUCGUUCAUCGGCAGUGGUAAGCCGGGUGGAAGAGUUGAAGAAACGGCUGAAUAAAGAUUUAACGGAACGAUUGGCUUACAGAAAGUUGGGAGAUACGACAAAGAACUUGUUACACCAUUGUGGCGAGUCAGCUCUUCGAGGAGAUUUUCAUGCUGCUCAACAAAUUACUCAUCAGAUGGUCACGACAGGACAAGAUUUUGUUGAGGUCUCGGCUUUUCUUCCACCAUUGAAGUCAUUGCUUUCCCAAGCAGCCCAAGCUUUUCAGCAGAACUAUCGC